AUGAAAAGGAUCUCCAUCGGCCAUGGAUCACUCCAAGAACCACCACCUCGGCUCAAACAAGGGUCAGCAGAGCCAUCCGCAAGAGCCCGCCGUCCACCAACCCAACUACAACCCCGCCCUCCGCCGCCACCGCAGCCUCAGCCGCCGCCGGCGCCGCCGCAGCCUCAGGUCUACAACAUCAGCAGACACGACUUCCGCAGCAUUGUCCAGCAGCUCACCGGAACCCCACGCGGAGACCCGCCGCCUCCGCCCCGAAGCCGCGCGAGGCAUGAGGUUGCAGAGGAUCCGGCCGCCUCCGCUCACUCCGAUCGCUCGGCCGCCCCUCCUCGGUUUCAAAACCCUAGCCCUAACCCUAGUUUGAACCCUGGGUUCUUCUCUCGCCCUAAUCCUGUAGCCCAAUCGCCGGUCUCCGCUUACAUGAAGUAUCUUGAAAGUUCUUUACUUUACUCCGAUGGCCGGCCGCCAGUUCCAUCCCCUGGGCUUCUGCCGCCCCCUCCGCCGCUACAGUUACCACCUUUCCCUUCACCGAGAGCAAACCCUAACCCCAACCAUAACCCAAACCCUAGUCCACACCCGGGGUUGUUGCCGUCGCCCGUGCCGCCGUCGCCGAGCUCGUUCAUGAACCUACUGUCACCGAAAUCUCCGUACCCGUUGCUUUCGCCGGGGUUCCAGUAUCCUCCGCCAUUGACCCCCACGAACUUCUCGUUCCCGCCCUUGUCGCCGGGGAUUCUGGGCCCUGGACCUGGGUCCCACCUGGCCCCCCCUCCGUCUCCUGGGCUGUUGUUCCCGCCAUCGCCCUCGGGGUUUUUCCCUAUAUCGAGUCCGAGAUGGAGGGACAUGUAAGGUUUUCUGUUAAAAAAAAAAGAAAGAAAGAAAGAAAAGAACAAGGGACUUCAUUGGCUAGGGGAUGCUGCAGAUGUAUUUCUCGGCUAGAAUAUUUCUCUGCGGGAGUGUCUGAUUGUUUCAGCUACUGCCACAUAUUCUCUGAUUAGUUGAGGUUUGAGAAAUAUUACCCUCUAUUAUUUAUUUAAUUUCGGAUUAAUACUAUCUUUACACCUUCAAUUUUGCUUGAUGUCUUCCUGAGUAAACCAUUCGGUCUUGACGCGGUACACCUCUAUCCUCUUUAUAUGUAUCUUCCUCUUUUGUUUUUCUUUUUUAAAAACUGUGCAAGCCUAUAAGGUUGUAUCUGUUUUCUUUCUAAUCAAAAAGUUAUUGUACCUUCAAUGUAUAAUGCUGACGGGUUAGAGUUCGCAGGUUUUACGUAUAUGUAAUAACUAGGCAAAUUAGAUAUUCUUUGCGUUGUCAAAGCA
Molecule: messenger RNA, 1310 nt
Organism: Asparagus officinalis (garden asparagus)
Lineage: Eukaryota; Viridiplantae; Streptophyta; Magnoliopsida; Asparagales; Asparagaceae
Product: protein HAIKU1-like
Source: RefSeq, a predicted model, not a curated record